Rhinopithecus roxellana (golden snub-nosed monkey) is the source of this 1160-nucleotide messenger RNA. RefSeq names its product actin, cytoplasmic 1-like. The record is from RefSeq and is a predicted model, not a curated record. The transcript has a single exon. Lineage: Eukaryota; Metazoa; Chordata; Mammalia; Primates; Cercopithecidae. Bases 39 to 554 code for a protein of 171 amino acids.
AAUUAGGUACAGGGCCAUUCAGGUCACCCUGUCCCUGCAUGCCUCUGUCAGCGCCAUUGGCACCAUCGCGGACUCAAGCGAUGGGGUCACCCACACUUGCCCAUCUUCAGGGAUAUAACCACUCGCCCCCAGUCAGACUGUGUUUGGCCCUGGCUGGCCAGGACCUUGCUGACUACCUGGUGAAGAUCCUCAUGGGGCCUGCUACAGCUUCAUCACCACAGUGGAGUGGGGGAUUUGUGCGUGACAUCCAGAAAAAUCUGUGCUAUGUUGCCUUGGACUUGCAGCAGGAGAUGGCCACUGCCGUGUCCUCUUCCUCCCUGGAGAGGAGCUACGAGCUGUUCCACAGCCAGGUGGUCACCAUCAGCAAUGAGUGGUUCUGGUGUCCAGAGGCACUGUCCCAGCCCUCCUUCCUGGGCAUGGAAUCUUGUUGCAUCCAGGAGACCACCUUGAACUCCAUCAUGAAGUGGGAUGUGGAUAUCUGCAAGGACCUGUACACCAAUGUGGUGCUGUCUGGCAGCAUUGCCAUGCACCCAAGCAUCACACACAGGAUAUAGAAGGAGAUCACUGCGCCGGCACCCAGGGCCAUGAAGAUCAAGAUCAUGGCUGUCUCUGAGCACAAGUAUUCCAUGUGGAUCAGCAGCUCCAUCCUGGCCUCACUGUCCACCUUCCAGCCAAUGUGGAUCAGCAUGCAGGAGUGUCACCAGUCAGGCCCUCCACUGUUCAAUGCAAAUGCUUCUAAAUGGACUGUGAGGAGAUAUGUAGCCUGUGAUGCCUGAGUCAAUUCAGAAGUAUAAAUUUGUCCCUGGCAAAUGUAUACAUCUCAUGCUAGCCUUAGGAAACCGAAACAACCAUUUGAAAAGAAAUUUGUCAGGCUGGUUGCGGUGGCUUAUGCCUGUAAUCCCAGCACUUUUGGAGGCCCAGGUGGGCGGAUCACCUGAGGUUGGGAGUUUGAGACCAGCCUGACCAACAUGGAGAAAGCCCGUCUCUACUAAAAAUACAACAUGAGCUGGGCGUGGUGGUGCAUGCCUGUAAUCCUAGCUACUCGGGAGGCUGAGGCAGGAGAAUCGCUUAAACCUGGGAGGCAGAGGUUGCAGUGAGCUGAGAUCGCAUCAUUGCACUCCAGCCUGGGCAACAAGAGUGAAACUCCAUCUCAAAAAAAA